This is a messenger RNA of Engraulis encrasicolus (European anchovy), 2558 nucleotides long. It is a transcript of the gene cpdp, whose product is annotated as CPD photolyase. The record is from RefSeq and is a predicted model, not a curated record. NCBI's taxonomy places the organism in Eukaryota, Metazoa, Chordata, Actinopteri, Clupeiformes, Engraulidae. Gene Ontology annotation, biological process: photoreactive repair. Gene Ontology annotation, molecular function: deoxyribodipyrimidine photo-lyase activity. The coding region runs from base 164 to 1795 and encodes 543 amino acids. The transcript has 10 exons.
CUACGUCGUUGUUACAAAACCUUGGAGCGUGCACGUGUGUUUUUAUACAAUGUAGCCUAGCUCAAUAGAAUUGUAACCAGUGGAUGCUACUCUAGAUAACUCAAGGAAGCGUCUGGUAAAGAACACUUUUGUAACAACAUUCUACACCACUGCGUGUAGGCCUAUGCGGUUGUUGCACCGGCAAGCAUUGAGGCAUAUUGUGAGACUCAUAUCUGCUAAAGCUGAGCAAGGCCCCUCUGCCAUUCUCUGGAGCCACCUAAGGUUUCAUACCACACCCAAAACCAUCAUGGCAUCCAAAAAAACUGACCUGAAACGCAAGGCCGAUUCAGCUGAGACAAGUAAUGGAAAACAACAGAAAGUUGACCGUGUGGAAGGAUGGCUAGAAAAUGCAGUGGCUGAGCUACGGAAAGACAACAAGGAUUUAAAAUUCAACAUGAAGCGCCUCAGAUACCUGUCUGAAAAUGAAAAGGUUAAACCAGGCUCAGACGGUGUGGUGUACUGGAUGGGAAGAGAUCAGCGAGUUCAAGAUAACUGGGCGCUGAUUUAUGCUCAGCAGUUGGCCAUCGCAGAAUCCCUUCCACUGCACAUUUGUUUUAGCCUGAUGCCAAAGUUUUUAGAGGCAACAUUUCGCCAUUACAGUUUCAUGAUAAAAGGGCUACAGGAGGUGGCAAAGGAAUGCAAAGUUCUGGAUAUUCAGUUCCAUCUUCUCAGUGGCUUCCCUGGUGAAACCCUGCCUGGCUUCAUCAAGGAGUGGAACAUGGGGGCAGUCGUGACGGACUUCUGGCCCCUAAGGGAUCCCACCCAGUGGGUGGAUGAUGUCAAAAAGGCAAUCAGUCCAGAUAUUCCUCUCAUUCAGGUGGAUGCUCACAACGUGGUGCCAUGUUGGGAAGCGUCUGGAAAACUGGAGUAUUCUGCCAGAACCAUCCGUGGAAAGAUCACUAAACUGCUGCCCACAUACCUCACAGAGUUCCCCAUUGUUGACAAACACCCACACACAUCGAAAAGGGCAGCUGAGUCUGUGAAUUGGGAUGAGACUUUGUCCUCCUUGGAUGUGGACCGAAGUGUGGGUGAGGUCGAUUGGGCGAAACCCGGAUACUCAGGAGGCAUGGCAAUACUUGAGUCUUUCAUCAACGAGCGCUUGCGAGACUUUGCCAGUCUUCGGAAUAACCCCAAUGUGCCAGCCCUCAGCCAGCUAUCUCCCUGGAUCCACUCUGGCAGUCUGUCAGCGCAGCGCGUGGUGCGGACUGUCCAAAAAAAUGGAAAGAAAUUCAGCGAGUCUGUGGCAUCCUUUACAGAGGAGUUAGUCGUGCGCAGAGAGCUUGCAGACAACUUCUGCUUUUACAAUGAGAACUAUGACAAGGUUGAAGGCGCUUAUGAGUGGGCACAGAAGACUCUGAAGGUUCAUGCAAAAGACAAGAGAAGUCAUGUAUACACUCGUGAGCAGUGGGCACAGGCUAAGACCCAUGACAAACUAUGGAACGCAGCCCAGACCCAGCUGCUGACUGAGGGAAAGAUGCAUGGGUUCAUGAGGAUGUACUGGGCCAAGAAGAUCCUGGAAUGGACGUCUUCUCCAGAGGAAGCACUCUCCAUAGCAAUCUACCUCAAUGACCGCUAUUCUUUAGAUGGAUGUGACCCCAAUGGAUAUGUUGGUUGCAUGUGGUCCAUUUGUGGCAUACACGAUCAAGGCUGGGCUGAGAGGGCUGUCUUCGGAAAAAUACGCUACAUGAACUAUGACGGAUGCAAGCGCAAAUUUGAUGUGGCAGAGUUUGAAAGGAAGUACACUAAGAAGACAUGAAGGGGACCAAGGAUGGUGGAGAUGAAGCCAAACUAUUUCUUGUAUGAAUAAUUAUGAUGUAAUGGGCUGUACAUUGUGUGACAACAACACCUGCCUUGCCACAUAUCUGAGUUGUUCUGUUCCUGUUAAAUGUUUUUUUUAAAAAAAAACAAUACCCAGGGUCAGUACAACUAUUCUUUUUGCAAAAGGAAAACCAUGUUUCUGUUACAGUAAGUGAUGAGAGCGUGAAAUGCAGUACUUUGAAAAGUACAGGAGACAGUUGUAUUUUAAUUUCUUUAAACUUUUUUCUACUUGUGUGUGUGUGCCUUUGCUAUGGAUACCAGUUAAGAAUGUAUAUGUUUUGGCUAGUCACAGUGUGUAAUAUUAUGACUAAGGCAUAGUUGUGACAAUAAAAUGUGGGAGAAAACAGUUUUGGAAUUUGUUGUUCUAAUCUAAAAAUUCAAACGUAUAAUAUAAUCCAUACUUUGUGCAAGGUUGACUUGUCUGAGAUGGUGUUCCCUCAUGCUGUGCCUUUCCACCUUUGCAUGACAGUUCCAGGGUUGCCUGAUAAGCCUGAUGAUUUCCAACCCCCCAAAAAUGCCCAAAAACCCCACCUGGAAGCACCAAAUCCCGCCCAAUUCUAUUGAUUUCUAUGGCCAAAAAGUAGGCGUUUUUUCUGCUAAAUGCCAUUUUUACGCCUAGUCGGCCAUCCUAAGCAACCCAAAAUUGGGCAACACAUGACAGUUGAGUUGAGUCCUUCCAUCAGUUUCCCCAAAAAUGUUUC